This is a messenger RNA of Glycine soja, 604 nucleotides long. RefSeq lists its product as uncharacterized. Bases 95 to 523 code for a protein of 142 amino acids. The transcript has 2 exons. The record is from RefSeq and is a predicted model, not a curated record. NCBI's taxonomy places the organism in Eukaryota, Viridiplantae, Streptophyta, Magnoliopsida, Fabales, Fabaceae.
CCCUUUGUGUUCCUCUAACUUUUUUCUCUUCAUUCCAAAUUAAUUAACAUACAAUUUUCUCAACUUGGAGAAAGAAAUCAACAAACAAAAUAAGAUGCAUAGGUCUGCAAGCUGGAACAGGUUCUCGGAUGAUUACUUCAAGCAUGCCACGACGAGUUCUCCAUCUUCAGGACAUAGAUCAUCUUAUUCUAUGUUCGAUGGCAACAAUUUGCCUACAUAUGACCCCAUUGCAGAGUUGGCUAAGAGGGAGAGGGCACGUGUGAAGUUCGCCGAGAAUGCAGUGCAUGUUAUCCCUUUAGUGCUAAUUGUUUGUGCCAUCAUCCUUUGGCUCUUUUCAAAUCCAGAUGUGGGAAUCAUAGGAGAUCCAAUAGAAGCAAGAAUCGAAGGAUUAAGUCUUGAAGGAGAAAUUGAAAAUGAUAGCGACGGUACUCAAAUGGGUUUCUUACCUAUUGUGACCUCAGAAGAAAUAUCAACGACAGAAUUUGGUGCUGAAAAAGAUUCAAUAAUUCCAAAGAAUCUUUAGUGAAUGAUUUUUGAGUUUAUAUUCGGAAAGGCUAAAGCUAGUUACCUUAAUUAACGUGUAUUGAAACUGCUAAUGUAAUAU